Tachyglossus aculeatus (Australian echidna) is the source of this 3759-nucleotide messenger RNA. It is a transcript of the gene PM20D2, whose product is annotated as peptidase M20 domain containing 2. Gene Ontology annotation, molecular function: dipeptidase activity. The coding region runs from base 1 to 1269 and encodes 422 amino acids. The transcript is spliced from 7 exons. The record is from RefSeq and is a predicted model, not a curated record. NCBI's taxonomy places the organism in Eukaryota, Metazoa, Chordata, Mammalia, Monotremata, Tachyglossidae.
AUGGGCCCGCAGCUGGAGGCGCUGAAACUCCGGGCGUCCGAAUGCAUCGACGCGGCGGCGGAGCGGCUGGCGGCGCUGAGCCGGGAGAUCUGGGCCGCGCCCGAGCUCGCCUACGAGGAGCACGGGGCCCACCGGGCCCUCACCCGCUUCUUCGGGCGGGAGCCGCCGGACGCCCCCUGGGCCGUGCGGCCGCACUACCUGCUGGACACCGCCUUCCGGGCCGAGUGGGCGCCUUCCCCGUGCCCGGAGCCCCUGCGGCUGGGCUUCCUGUGCGAGUACGACGCGCUGCCGGGCAUCGGGCACGCCUGCGGACACAACCUGAUCGCCGAGGUCGGGGCGGCCGCCGCCCUGGGGCUCCGGGGGGCGCUGGAGACGCUGCGAGAAACCACCCCGCCCGUGCAGAUAAUUGUUCUGGGAACACCUGCGGAAGAAGAUGGAGGUGGCAAAAUUGACUUAAUUGAAGCUGGCGCUUUUAAUCACCUCGAUGUGGUGUUUAUGGCCCACCCGUCCCAAGAGAACGCAGCUUAUCUGCCUGAUGUGGCAGAACAUGAUGUGACUGUGAAAUACCAUGGAAAAACUUCUCAUGCUGCAGCUUAUCCAUGGGAAGGAGUAAAUGCACUAGAUGCAGCUGUUCUGGCGUACAACAAUCUGUCAGUUUUAAGGCAGCAAAUGAAACCCACCUGGAGAGUUCAUGGUAUAAUAAAAGAUGGUGGUGUGAAACCAAAUAUCAUUCCCUCUCAUGCUGAAUUAGUCUACUAUUUGCGUGCCCCAUCAAUGAAGGAGCUAUCAACUUUGACCAAAAAAGCAGAAGACUGCUUCAGAGCUGCAGCUCUGGCCACAGGGUGCACUGUUGAAUUGAUAGCAGGAGCACAUGACUAUUACAACGUGCUUCCCAACAAGAGUCUGGCGAAGGCAUAUGUGGAGAAUGGAGAGAAGCAGGGGAUUGAAUUUAUCUCUGAUGAUUCUGUCCUGAGUGGCUUGUCAGGUUCCACUGAUUUUGGAAAUGUCACUUUUGUGGUUCCUGGAAUCCAUCCCUACUUUUACAUCGGUUCCGAUGCACUUAAUCAUACUGAGGAGUACACGGUGGCUGCAGGGUCACAGGAAGCUCAGUUCUACACUUUGCGAACAGCAAAGACUCUGGCAAUGACGGCCUUGGAUGUAAUUUUCAAACCAGGUCUUCUGGAAAGGGUCAGGGAGGAUUUCAAGCUGCAACUCCAAGAGGAAGGGUUUCUCAACGCGACGCAGGAAGACACCCCGGCUGUGGCCUAGGUGUAUUCUGAGAAUCCCACUCAACUUUUCCCCGCGGCCUGCUUCCUUCAACUACUGCAGGGUCACAGUGAGCUCCUGUUGCCUCGAAACUGGAUGACACGAUGUGAGUGGGGAAAGCACUUUACUUUCUGCCCACUAAAAGGAAAAGUUCAGUCAAAUACUCCGUGAAAACAAGACCACUUUAGGACCUGGGAACUAUGGAACAGAAACAUCAUAGAAGGACGUCAGGAACCAGUUGAAAAGAUCUACUGCCACAGAUGCUUGAUCCAUAAUGUGACGAUACUUGAGCGAAAUUCACCUGUCCCCUUGAUAUUGCAUUUGAACGGGAUCCGGGAAAGACUUUACAUUAGUCAGUGAGUCUUCAAAAGGAGGAGGAGAUUUGGGAUGGUGCAAAACUCACUGUAGAUCUUCAGGGAAAAACUGUUCAGACAUAAUAUCUGUGUGUGGCCCACGUUUGUCUGGAUCACAGAGAAUCAACUUUGCCACAUCUUGAUCGAAGUGGAACCCUGAUCGUAUAUUGGGUAUUUAAAGGGAAGCAGCUGGGGAAAGGGAGUACCUACAAAAGCACAAUCUGCCUCAAUCCCACCAUUCAUGCUUUUGGAGUGUGUUGUGUUGUUAGUGGUGGUGGGUUUUUUGGGGGGUUGUUUUUUUUUUUUGUUUUUGGUUUUUUGUCUCUUACGUUUGUCUAGUGUACUUGCCGGGUAUUGAAAUCACAAUAUUGGCAAUAUACUAUCCCAAAUUCAGCAGAGGACAUGACCUAGGGAGGAAGUUUUUCUGAAUUCCCCUUGAACAAAUAGGCACCAUGUUAGUACAAGGGAAGGCAUUGCUUUUUGCAGUCCCGGCACCCAUUUGGGGCAUGGGGAAGGACUUGAUAUUGUGUGGACCUAGCAAUGAGGGAAAGGGAGUGAGGCAUGGGCUAAGUGCUUAGUGCAGUGCUCUGCGCACAGUAAGCGCUCAAAUACAAUCGAGUGAGAGAACCAAACCAAGAAUGACAAGAAAUGCAAUUAAGUGGCAGGAGGCAUGAUCCAUUUUAACAAGCAUUUGCCAUACUGGGAUGUGUCUUCCUUUGUGUGCCAAAGUACCUCACUGAAAUAUAUGAAUGCAGGUUAAACCUUACAGUGCCUUGUGCCUGUUUCAGCCUUUAUUCUGGUCAGCAUGCAGUCUCUCAGCUUGGUCCUGACAUUCAAAUACUCCUGUUGCUUUCCUGUAGUGCUGUGCGGUGACUGUUUUGAUAAAGGGUUGAGAGUGAUAAAGCCUAGCACUUGGGGUUAUUUAUUUUGGAGGUGCUGGAUUAUUAGCAAGUGUGCUUUUUGCCAGCUGUUGUGUGUGAGAAUUCAAUAGCCUUUUCAGAUUAAUUGGAACAGUUACCUGUUUUGCAUUAAUUUGGUAUAAGUUCCAAGGUAGCAGCAGUCAUUAUUUCAAAUGAAUUUUGUGGCACUGUGUUUAUCUUGGUUUCUCACAUCAAUCACAGAACGGAACUCUUUCACAGAAGGGUAUUGUCCCUUCUAAGAAGGAGAGAAUCCUUUUUUAUUGCCUUGCCUCUUAUUUAGGAGUUAAUAGUAGGUUAGAUAAGCUCUCCUAGAAUAAUUUAGACAGAACCACACACUGUGAUCAGUGGAACGAGUCGUUACAGAAUAAGGGGGCUGUAGAGGAGAGAGAUCCUCAUGAACUCCUAAAGUUACCAAAUAUCCGUAGCCUCCAACCUUGUUCUACAGACAUCUGCAAUGGUGGGGUAAGUGGGAUACCUGUCUGAACUGCUUUUUUUUUUCUCAUUCUGUUUCUCAUAAUAUCUCUAACUUACAAAAUUAGGUCUUGGCAACUCCUCUAGUUUCCACGCUGGCAAUAAUGAGCAAGUUAGAACUGCUACAGUUUCUGCUUUUUCUGUAUGUGUCUUUUCCAUACUGAUUGCCUUUUCAGCCAACCUGCACUUGGUUGGAUUGUGGAGACGAUUGGCUUUCUUGGAAAUCUGAAGAAGCGUGCAAAAUUUAAGUUCAUGAGGCGUUUGUCUGUGUGCGAGUGGAAAAAUGGAAUGCAAAACCUUUCCACAACAUCGUGAUGAGGUUGCUCUUGUACAAAACUAGUCCUUUUAAUAUUUGUUCUUUUGCACACGAAGUUCCUGCAUUUAUAAACCAACUGUUCUAUAGCCAAGAGGAUUGUUACAAGCAAAUUUUUGUGUAAUAAAUGCCUGUUUGGCACCUAGUCCUUUGUAAGGCUAAAUGGUGGAAGAGCUUCCGAAGAGAUGUUUGAACUCUGAUGGGCUAGAUGGAGCUUGCGCUACCACAGUCUUCACUUGUGGUUGAGUUGUACAUGGGUUGAUUGGGUUUGAUCAGACGAAACAAGUCAAUUUCUGUCUCUGUGGGUGAAUCAAAAGUGCCUGCUUUCAUCAGUUUGUAGUUUUGUGCAAUAUUAUAAAUCAGUGUGCUGGACAGAAUAUUUGAAAGAGCACUUAAAGUAUCAUUUUCUUUUAAGAAUAAAUGUUCUUAUCUUAGA